Olea europaea var. sylvestris is the source of this 555-nucleotide messenger RNA. RefSeq names its product VQ motif-containing protein 10-like. NCBI's taxonomy places the organism in Eukaryota, Viridiplantae, Streptophyta, Magnoliopsida, Lamiales, Oleaceae. The record is from RefSeq and is a predicted model, not a curated record. Bases 107 to 391 code for a protein of 94 amino acids. The transcript has a single exon.
CCCACCAGAAGCCGCGUUAUCAAGCUACUUCGUGAUCUGCCGUUGCAAUUAAGGCUCCUCCACCGUGAUUUUUUAAGCAUUUUGAGAACUUGAGCUUGUUUAUAAUAUGCCUAGAUUCAAUGGACAGCCCGUGAAGGUGGUGAUAAUCAACACUCAAUACGUGGAAACUGAUGCCAUGAGCUUCAAAUCUGUUGUUCAGAGACUCACCGGAAAAGAUUCGGUGGCGGCAGCAGGAGCGGAGCCAUCUUCUGCCUCCAAAGAGCCGACGAGGAGUGAAAUAUCCACCGUUGCUCUUCCAGUUUUUUCUCGUGGAAUGUCUUUUAUAGAUUUUGAUAGGAUGCUUAAAGAGUUGCCACCACUUGAAGAACUUUACAGGGUUUGUGCAGAAUAACAAAACCCUGUGUGUGUGUAUAUAUAUUAAUUUAUGAAUUUGAUGGUUGUACACAUAGAUAUUGAUAGCUCGGUGCGAGUCCCCUCUUUUGUGAGGAGGCUGUAUACCGAGCUGUCAAUCAUAUUUAUUCAUACACACAUUUAUGGAUUAUAUAUUUUAUUUUA